GAAACACUGUUGUAGUGGGCUGUAAAAAGAACAAAACAAAACCUGCUGUAAUUUUUCUUAAAAUAAUCUUCAAAAUCUUCAAAUCUGAAAAUGGCAUUCUUCGCUGCUGUAGACACCAAACCCCUCUCCUGCAGGCUUCAGCCAAAUCCAUUUCCUCUCUGAUCUCUCGUUAACACUUUUCUCAUGAAUUUCUUCAAAUCCGUUUUCUCUGACGAUCCAGAUCCUCCUCAGUCCGAACCCAACAAUGCAAACCCCAAUUCCGAUCCCGAUUCCGGUUCCGGCGCCGGCGACGCUUGGAACUUCGGUGGACUCAUCAAAACCCUCACAACCAAAUCCGAAUCCAUAAUCGAGACUUACCGUCGCGAUCUACAAGAAUUCAGCACCGGCUUGAAGAGCGAGAUCGAAGUUGCACAUGAUUCGGUUGGCGAGAUCGGUAGCACCGUCAUUAAAUCAACGGCUCAGAUCAUAUCUCAAGGUAAGGAAGCCAUCCUCGCCGUUAACCUCGAUUCAGAUUCCGAUAAUGGCACCGCCACAGCGAGUCGCGAUUCGAGCCGAUUGGAUACGAAGCGAUAUAGUAGGUUUGAUGCUCAGGUUGGUGCUAUGCAAGGGGACGUUAGCACUUACACUGAGGUUCCUGAGGAUUUGAAUGAAUUCAAUGAGUGGAAAUUAGGGUUUGAAUUGGAUGGGAAAAGUGAUGAAAUGGAGAGUCUUUUUAGGGAGAAUGAUGCAAUGGAGAGUGUUUAUAAGAAGGUUGUUCCAAAUGAUAUUGAUCAUGAAACUUUCUGGUAUAGGUAUUAUUAUAAGGUUUAUAGACUCAAGAAAGCUGAAGAUGUUAGGGCUAGGCUUGUUAGGAGAAUAUCCAAGGAAGAAGAGUUUUUGAGUUGGGAUGUUGAAGAUGAUGAUGAAGAGGAGGAGGAGGAGGAGGAGGAGAAUGAAGGUAAAGUUAAACCCGAGAAUGUGAUCAAUAAGGAAAUUGGUGGUGAAAAUUUGGUGAAAAGUGUAGAUGCUGAUUUGAAAAUUGCUGCCUUUGGCUCGGGUGCUGGUUCUAGUGAUGAGAAGAGAUUGAGUGUGGAAGAGGUGCAGCAUUCAGGGUCUAAAGUAGAAAAGAUAGACAAUUCAAUGCAAAGCAAUGAACAUGGUAAUGAGACGGGUAAGUCUGUUGAAGAAUCACCUGUUGUUGAAAAAGCUGAAGUUGUUCGUGAGAUGGGUGGUGGAAGUGAAGAAAAGAAUGUGGAUGGUGAUGUUGAUAAAGCAUCGAAGUUGGAAGUGGGCGAUGCUGCUAACAAGAAUAGUUUUACGGCUGCGUCCAAUGAGAAAGUGAUACUUGAUGAGAAAGUGGUAAUGCUGGAAACGAAGUCUUCUGAUGUAAAAUCUCUAGGUAAGAAUAAAGAGUCAUCAUCAGUGGUUGAAAGUCAGCCCAUGGAAAAUGAGGAGGAAGAGGAUCUUGGGUGGGAUGAUAUAGAGGAUCUUAGCAGUAUUGAUGAUAAGAAAGGAGCUCAAUCUGAGAGUCAGAGUGGUAGCACCAGCAAGGUUGAUUUGCUGAAGUGCGUUAGUACUGCAGAGGAAGAUGAAGACUUGAGUUGGGACAUUGAAGAAGACGAUGAGCCUGUUAAGCCUUGACAUAUUUGAUUCAUUCUGUUAUGAUUUCUCAAAAGAAAUAUAUGUGCCAUGUUUAUCAAAAAGAAAUUUGCAUGUUUUUUUAUCUGUUGAACUACUAUAGAAGUAAUAUUGUGAAUUUGUGAUAUAAUUUCUAUACAUGAAAUGCAUCAAAAACAACUAUUUAUAUAGUGUUA
Vicia villosa (hairy vetch) is the source of this 1793-nucleotide messenger RNA. RefSeq names its product BSD domain-containing protein C22A12.14c-like. Gene Ontology annotation, cellular component: cytoplasm. The transcript has a single exon. The record is from RefSeq and is a predicted model, not a curated record. NCBI's taxonomy places the organism in Eukaryota, Viridiplantae, Streptophyta, Magnoliopsida, Fabales, Fabaceae. The coding region runs from base 184 to 1620 and encodes 478 amino acids.